Messenger RNA from Cuscuta campestris, 1469 nucleotides. The record is from the annotation of a GenBank genome assembly. NCBI's taxonomy places the organism in Eukaryota, Viridiplantae, Streptophyta, Magnoliopsida, Solanales, Convolvulaceae.
CACUAUUCAUUCAAUGACUUUGUUUCUGAUUUUGUUCCUUUGUUUCAAAAGUGAUUAUGCUUUUGUUUUGUGGAAGAAAAGGCUUUAUUCUUUGUUGAAAAUCAGGACAUAAUUUUAGCCUUAUACCCAAUCUUAGGAUGAGCAAACAGGAACAGAUUCACUCAGGAUUCAGAGCUAUGGAAUAAUCGAUUAGCACAUUUGGUAAAUCGAUUAUUAGGCUUUAGCUCAACUGGAAAUGUUCAGAGGAACCAGAUAGUCGAUUGACACUGCAAGACAAUCGAUUAUGUGAUGUUGCAGAUUUUGAAGAAGAAUCAGAGGGCUACAAUAGUCGAUUAUCAAACAAUGAUAAUCGAUUAUUUACAGGUUCAGAAUCAGUAUUAGAAGAAAAGAAGGGAAGGAAUUAUUUGGGUAAAAAAAAGGAUUUGAAAAGAAACAAAGGUUUUAAAAGAUAAUAAGAAACUAAGGUUUGACUUGUCUUCCUUUGAUUUCAUUUUUGACUAAAAAUUGAUGGGAAAGACUUUAUUUUGAAUUAAAGAAAAGAAAGAAUACUUUUGGAUAUGUGGGGAGAGUUGGGGUUUUGGUGGAGCCAUCCAGGGGUACAUCAUAAUGGCUAGGCAAUCCACAAUUGCCUCAUGUACUUAUAGAAAUUGACGAUGAAAAAUAGAAAAAUUGACCUAAGGUCAGAUGCCGGGAUGACUUGUCGACACCAGAAGAAAUUAUGGCGUGGCGAAUGAAGAUGGCGAGCACUCUCCAGCGACUGGAUGCCUAGUCGGUGAUGCCGUGAUGACAGUGUGCAUGAUUUCUUUUACUGUACACUAAUUUAAGGUUCAUUUGUGCUAAACACAUGCAGUGAAUGGUUUCUUUUACCAUAUAUUCCUCAAAUACUCGUUUGCAUUAAAGUGUUAGUCAUUGUUAACUGUAAAGCAAAUGCAGUAAAUGAUUUCUUGUUACUGUAUUUUCAUUGAAUGCUCUCUUCUAUCCCUUAAUUAUUGUCUAAAGGUGGUGUGUUCAAGCUGGAAUUGUUUCUCCCUGAAGAGUACCCAAUGGCUGCUCCAAAGGUUCGAUUUCUCACAAAAAUCUACCACCCUAAUAUUGAUAAGCAUUCAAGCCCUUCUGAGUGCUCCGAAUCCAGACGAUCCACUCUCUGAAAACAUUGCUAAGCAUUGGAAGACAAAUGAGGCCGAAGCUGUUGAAACAGCUAAGGAAUGGAGUCGCCUGUAUGCUAGUGGAGCUUGAACUCUCCAAUUUUCAAAUACUCCGUAACAAAUGGUGCAAUGUAGCCUUGUUUACUGUUUAAAAAUGGGAUGCCACGACGACUGAGCAUGUUUUGAACCGUUUCAACAUUCAAACUGCUACAUUAUGGUUUCCCCCUCACCAUUGAAAAAAAUAAUAGUAUUAUUUUUUUUUAUAUUUUGAGAAAGUAAUGCUCCCUUUGCCCCAAUUUAAGUUGCAUGUUAACAAUUCACAAG